This is a messenger RNA of Strongylus vulgaris, 1018 nucleotides long. The record is from the annotation of a GenBank genome assembly. Lineage: Eukaryota; Metazoa; Nematoda; Chromadorea; Rhabditida; Strongylidae.
GAAUGGCCGACACUUUAAUCAAGGGAGAGCGAAAUCUUACCCGCGGUGAAUUGGAUAUGGAGGAUUUCUCGCAGAACAAUGCUCUUUUAUUCACACUAUGUGAACGUCGGAUUCAUCGUAUUCGAAAAAGAUAUCUGAGAGCAGUGAUGCGUCAGGAUAUGGCCUGGUUUGAUACUCAAGAAAUUGGAGCUUUAACGAGUAGAAUGAGCAGCGGAGUGGAAAAAUUAAAGGAUGGAAUUGGUGACAAAAUGGGACUGCUCUUCUCAGCAUUGGGAUCAUUUGUUAGCGGCAUAGGACUCGGAUUCUACUUAAGUUGGAAGAUGACGUUGGUGAUGAUGUUUACGGUACCGGUGCUUCUUGGGGCCAUGUUCGUCUCGGCAAAGCCUCACAAUAAACUGGAAUAUUUCCAGAUGAUUUCAAGAGCGUCGAAGUCUGAAACCUACGCGUAUUCAACGGCUGGUGGCUUAGCCAAUGAGGUUAUAGCCGGAAUUCGCACUGUUAUGGCGUUUAAUGCCCAACCAGCAGAGAUUCAUCGGUACGAAAAAGAGCUGAAUACAGCGCGAAAGCUUGGUAUACACAAAGGGGUUGUCCUAGGCGUCUUUGCAGGAUUGAAUGUCUUUCUCAUGUUUGCUGCAAUGGCCGUGUAUGGAACAACCCUUGUCGUCAAGGGCGAGAUAACUCCAGGAACUGUUUUCGCGGUAUUCUGGUCUGUGCUGGUUGGUACACGACGAUUAGGUGAUGCCAUCCCACAAAUGGGAGCUAUUCUUGGUGCUAGACUGGCAGCUGCUGACAUAUUUGCUGUUAUAGACAGAGUACCAGAUAUCGACAGCUCGAGAAUGGAAGGAUUUACUCCAGAAGAAAUCACAGGGAGGCUUAGCUUCACCAAUGUCCACUUCACUUAUCCCUCCAGGCCUACAGUGAAAAUUCUCAAUGAUGUUAGCUAUGAGGUACGAACAUGUAGGUCUUGGAUUGAAAACUUCUGUCUUAGAGAUAGUGAUUUCGUAAAAUUCGUCUGAAA